Tetranychus urticae (two-spotted spider mite) is the source of this 3682-nucleotide messenger RNA. Its product is annotated as ecotropic viral integration site 5 ortholog. Gene Ontology annotation, molecular function: GTPase activator activity; small GTPase binding. The record is from RefSeq and is a predicted model, not a curated record. Gene Ontology annotation, biological process: regulation of GTPase activity. Lineage: Eukaryota; Metazoa; Arthropoda; Arachnida; Trombidiformes; Tetranychidae.
AGUUUAAACGUCAUUCCAUCUCUUAUGUACCGCAAGAGAGAACCAAACAAUAACAAUCAACUGAUUUUAAGUUCAGUCAUUCUUAAUUUUUGUUUGUUUAUUUGUUUAAUUAAUUAAAUAACUUUUUAGUUUAGUCCUGUUGAAGUUAAUUGUCGUUAAUUAUCAAUGGCUUCUACAGCCUCUGUUAUGCCUAACCUUUUUAAUACUGGUUCAACUCAGGAACGGAAGGAACUGGUGCGUAAAGGCAUACCUGAGCAAUACCGUGGACUUGCUUGGCAGUACUUGUGCAAUGCAACUUCACCUGCAAUUCGAGAAAAAUACGCUGAAUAUCUCAAGCAAGAUUCUCCUUGUGAAAAAAUUAUUCGACGUGACAUAGCUCGGACAUAUCCAGAGCAUGAAUUUUUUAAGGAACAAGAUGGCCCAGGGCAAGAAGGUUUAUUCAAUGUGAUGAAAGCUUAUUCAAUCCAUGACAGUGAAGUUGGUUAUUGUCAAGGAAGUGCUUUUCUUGUCGGUGUUUUAUUGCUUCACAUGUCACCUGAAGAUGCUUUUUCUGUUCUUGUUAAAUUAAUGGAAGAAUAUAGACUUAGAGAAAUAUACAAACCAACCAUGGCCGAACUAGGAUUAUGUAUAUAUCAACUAGAAUGUAUGGUUCAGGAACUUUUACCCGAACUCAAUCGACAUUUCCAGCAACAAAAUUAUAAUACUACUAUGUAUGCAUCUUCAUGGUUCCUAACGUUAUUCACAGCAUUCUUACCUUUACAUAUCGCUGAAAGAGUCAUUGAUUUAUUUCUAUCCGAGGGAAUGGAAAUGAUUUUCCGUCUUUCUAUAGCUUUAUUAAUGAUUUGCAAAGAGGAAUUACUCAAGCUCGAUAUGGAAGGACUUCUUGAAUAUUUCAGGAAAGAAAUGCCUGCUCGGUGUGAAAUCGAUCCUGAUUACCUAGUAACUCUUGCAAUACAAAUCAAAUAUGACCAGAAAAAGAUGAAAAAAUUAACCAAGGAGUAUAAUGCAUUAAAAACCAAAGAACAAGAAGAACAAGUUGAACUCAGAAAACUUCGUACAGAAAAUCGCCUUCUUCGUCAAAGAAUCGAAAACUUGGAACAGGAAAGUGCCGAGUUGGCUGAUAAAUUAAUUCAGGGUCAAGUGUGCCGUGCUCAGGAAGCGGAAGAUAACUUUAUAAUUAAACGAGAAUUAUCUACCUUGAAGCAGAAAAGAAUCGAUUUAGAGAAAGAACUAGAAAGAAAAGAAUUGACAAUCAAGGAGUUAAAAGACAUCAAUGCUCUAAAAAAUUCACUGGAAUCCAAAGAGGCUGCUCAGGUUAUUGAUUCUUUACAAGAAGAGCUUGUUGCAGUGAAACUCCGAGAUGCUGAAAAUAAUGAUGAGAUGAAAAAUUUACGUGAACGUAUCAAUCAGUUGGAGGAAGUUAAUCAACGAUUAAGAGAAGUACCACCUGAUCAUGCAGUUGCUCAGCUUCAAGAAGAGCUAAUUGCAGUGAAGCUUCGUGAAGCUGAAGCUAAUUUAUCAAUGAAACAAUUGAGACAAAAAAUAAGUGAUCUCCAGCAAAUGUGGAAUGAACAUUUGUCCACUUCACAUGCUAACAGUGAUUCAUCUCAGCCCAAUAGUUUAGAAGCUGCUUCAAAUUCAACUCCAUCAGCCUUAUCGGUGACCUCAAGUCCGUUAAAGAUGCUUGGUAACUCACUGAAGCGUAGUUCUGAAUACUCAAAUGAGAUUAGCAAGUUAAAACAAGAAUUGAUGAGUGCUAAAUUAAGGGAAGCUGAAGCGGUUGCCGAAUUGAAAGAACUUAGGCAAAAAGUUAUGGAACUUGAGACCCAAAAUCAGGUCAGUCUAAAUCAAAUCCGUCGUCAAGCUGAGGAAAUGAACAAAGUCAGGCAAGAACAAGAAUGUGUAACAGAUAAGGAAAGAAAAUUGUUGAAUGAAAUUCAACAAGAAAAGCACAGAUAUACCGAGCUUGAUGCUAAAUAUAAAGAGCAACAAAUGAUGAAUCGUAUUAAGGAUCUAGAAUUAACUCAAACGAUUGCCGAGCUCAAACAAAAACUUUAUUCUUAUGAAGUAAAGAAAGAGGAAUUAGUAACGGUAAAGAAAUUAAUUGAAAGUGGAAGUGAACCCCAAGAUACUGAUGAACUUCACGAUAGAAUGGCCGAGCUACAAUCAGAGAUGUUUCGACUAGAGAUUCAAAAGCGUAAACUUAACAAUUUGCAUCAUGCAAAUGAAACUGCUGAGCAUAUCUAUCAGUGUAAACCAUAUCAAGGAGAGAACAAUAAGGCUGAUCUGACAAUCACUUGAUAACAUUGAUAAUUGAAAUUUGAGGAGGAGAAAUGACAACUCAUCGGGACUUAAAGCAAUUUCAAAGUUUCAUCCAAAAUCGAUGGAAAAAUCCACAUUUGGAAUCAAAAGCAUCAAAAUUAUUAAAUACUUCACUCAGAACGUAAACGUUCGGAAAGAUAACUGGCUCCAAUCCUUAUGCCUUUAUCCAAUCUCUCAACACUUAGUCAAUUAUUUCAAAGAAACAAAAAGAGACUCAAGAAGGUAGACAGUUUUAGGAAGCUAACUCAAGCUAAUUAACUCACUUCAAAUGACCUCUAUUCUAUUAUCAAAAAUCUCGCUGCAAUUCACUCAAACUAUGAAAAAAAUUCAUUCUCUCAUUUGCUUCCUUCUUUCAGUUUCUAUCUUUUUGUCUCAUUUUUUAUAAUUUUUUUUUCUAUUUAUCAUUUAUUAUUUAGAUCUCUUUUAUCUUCUAUCUUUUACCUUUCAUUAUCUUGCUUCCUUUUUUUCACCACCUCUUCCUUUCGCUCUUUCAGUCUUUUUCCUCUACUCUUCACACUCUUUAAAUCAUUUGCAAUCACGUCUCAAGAAAUCUCAAAGCGACACUCAAUCCAAUACCGGUGAUAAUUAUGCAUACAUAUAUAUCGAAUCGACAUAAAUUAUCAAGCAAGAGAAGGAUAAGAUCGACUUUGUAAACUCUUUUGUUAACUUAAUCAUCUUUCUGUCUCCCUUUCAAUUUGUCUUCUUAUUUCUAUCUUCUCUUUCUAUCUUUCUGUCUUGUUUUUCUUUCUUUCGCAACUACUGGGAUCAGAAGCAAAUGAAAGAGUGUCGUUUGGGUGAUAAACGGUACUUUUUAAAAGCUACUUUAGCGUGAUAAAAUACCUUGCAAUAUACAAUCUAACAGCAAUGUUAACGUGCAGUCAUAAAAAUAAGGUUCACUCAAUUUUAGAGUCAACCCUAUCAUGAAAAUGAUUAUUAUUAUUACAAUUAUUAUUAUUACUAUUGCUAUUAUUAUUCUUAUUAUUAUCACUAUUACUUUUAUCACUUAUUAUAUUAAUAUGAUUAUUAUUACAUGUUCACAGAUAUAGUGAAAAGAAAUAAUAUAACAGUUGAUAAUCAACUGAAGUCCUCACCUCUUUUCCUUCCCUUAUGCUGGCCUAAUUUUAAAAAUUUGAAUCAAUCCGUUUUUUUUAAUUUCUUUUGUUAUAUAAAUUGAUGUUCAGGUCAAAAAUGGAAACAAUGUUUUUGGUUUGAUCAAAUAAUUAAUUCUGAUUUGCCUUUGUUAUCAUUUCUUUGUCAUCAAAUCGGUUUUUUGUUAUAAAAAUCGUAUUAACGAUUUACCAGAGUUAUCUCCAAUAAUGUUAACCUUCACACACAAUAAUAAUGUUGACACAAAAAUGAA